Perca flavescens (yellow perch) is the source of this 2148-nucleotide messenger RNA. RefSeq names its product piggyBac transposable element-derived protein 3. The transcript has 4 exons. Lineage: Eukaryota; Metazoa; Chordata; Actinopteri; Perciformes; Percidae. Bases 262 to 2148 code for a protein of 628 amino acids. The record is from RefSeq and is a predicted model, not a curated record.
AGGGCUUAGUGGUCACAUACGUGGACAGCACUUUUUAGCUCUUAUGUCCACAAUUGUGUUCACUGCUGAAUAUGUGGUGUUACGGACACGUAUGGGGGUACUUACACUGCCAUCUGGUGGUGUCAGAAGUUUAUAACACACUACGGUCAAAAUUCAAAAUGGCGGCGAACACAAGGGAAGAUUCAAGUGGUAGCUCCAUACACAAACGUCGACCAGAGCGUUUUUCUCUGCAAAGAGCAUUGGAGCUACUUGGGUUAAUUGAUGGAAACAACUCAGAUUUGGACGUGUCUGACAACGAUGAUCCUAUCCUGGAUGGCAAUUACCAACCAUCACCACAGGAGGAAAGCAGCAGUGAGCACAGUAGUGAUGAUGAGGACCCCAUUCCUGAGCCCACUGACCACAGUGCAGAUAAUGGUUCAUGGACAGGGACAGAGACAGGUACAGGCACAGGCACAGGUACAGGUUCAUCCCGCACUCUCAGACGUCGCCGUCAAAGUCAAGAGAUUGAGGCUGAUAGCUCAGAAGAUGACUUGGAAGAGCCAACACCAAGACCAAGCCAAACAAAAAAAAAAAGAAAAAGGAGACUCUGAACAAGGACGUGGACUACGCUGGAAGGCUACUCCAUUGACGCCAAACCUGGCAGAGUAUCAGCAUCAGGAUGAAACUGAUCUAGACAGACAUGGCUGGACCCCACUAGACUAUUUUGAACAGUACAUAGAUAGAGAUUUGAUGAUGACGAUUGCAGAAUGCUCUAAUAUUAUGUCACUGUCUAAGAGUGGGGAGCCACUUAACAUGACAGUAGAUGAGGUUUACCACUUUUUUGGUGCCUGUAUUUUGAUGUCCUGCAUCCGAUACCCAACCAUUAGGAUGUACUGGUCCAAAGCCUUGAAAAUCACUGCCAUCACUGACAAAUUCACACGUGCCAGAUUCUUCAAACUGAGGGGAGCAAUAAAAGUGGUUAUUGAUCAUGAUGUGCCAGAAGACUUGAGAAUGUUGGACAAAUUCUGGAAGGUGAGGCCUUUUCUGGAUCGGAUUCUGCGAGGCUGCUUGUCUCUGAAUCGACCUGAUUGCGCAUCUAUUGAUGAGCAGAUGAUUCCUUUCACAGGAGCCUGUCCGUGCAGACAAUAUCUGCCAAUGAAGCCAAACCCAGUUGGCAUAAAGAACUUUGUUUGUGCUACAGCAGAUGGCAUUGUGCUUGACUUUGAGCUGUAUCAAGGCACAGGUUCACUGAUUGAGAAGGUCGAAGAACCAGAGGGCCUGAGUUUGGGAAGCUUAGUCAUCGAGCGUCUGUGCCAAACUUUGCAUCGUGGCACAAAGGUGUAUUGUGACCGGUUCUUCACCACCAUCAAAGGUGCGCAACGAAUGAUGGAGAAAGAGCUGUACAUGACUGGUACAAUAAUGAAGAACCGACUCGCUGAAGCGAAGCAUAAGUUACCCAGUGACAAAGCGAUGAAAAACGCAGGAAGAGGUACCUCAUCAGAGGUUUCCGCUGAAGAUGGAAAGUUGUGUCUAGUGAAGUGGUACGACAACAAACCAGUAUUGCUGAUGUCUGUUGUUCAUGGUACACAGCCUGAAGACACCUGCCAGCGCUGGGACAAGAAAGUGAAACAAUAUGUCACUGUCUCGCGACCAAGCAUUGUCCGUGAGUACAACAUCAAGAUGGGUGGAGUUGAUUUGAUGGAUAGAAUGAUAAGUUACUAUCGCAUGAGCACCCGUACUAAGAAGUGGACAAUGCGGAUGGUAAUGCACUUCACGGAUCUGGCUUUAGCCAACAGCUGGCUACUCUACCGAAAAGACCAUGCAAUAUGUGCUGGACCAAAGACAAGACCCAUCCAGUUCCUUCAGUUCCGCAUGGAAGUGGCUAAGAUCCUCUUGGACCAGCAUCACGGUGCAGAUGCAGACCUUUCGACACAGUCAGAGGAAGAAGAAGAUUCAAACCAGGGAGUGAAACGUCACGUGACAGAGUUGCCCCACGUCUCGGUCCGCAGGAGGGCUAAUGCCCACCUCCCAGAGAUGAUCGGCCUGAAGAAUGCAAUGCGCUGCAGACAACUAGGCUGCACUGGAAGAACCCGAGUGCGUUGUAUGACCUGCAAAGUGUUCUUGUGCUUGCAAACCGAGCGCAACUGUUACUCAGCCUUUCACACAUAA